Messenger RNA from Salarias fasciatus (jewelled blenny), 6062 nucleotides. RefSeq names its product myocyte-specific enhancer factor 2D homolog. The record is from RefSeq and is a predicted model, not a curated record. Gene Ontology annotation, biological process: heart development; positive regulation of transcription by RNA polymerase II; cell differentiation. Gene Ontology annotation, molecular function: DNA-binding transcription factor activity, RNA polymerase II-specific; protein dimerization activity; RNA polymerase II cis-regulatory region sequence-specific DNA binding. NCBI's taxonomy places the organism in Eukaryota, Metazoa, Chordata, Actinopteri, Blenniiformes, Blenniidae. The coding region runs from base 537 to 2354 and encodes 605 amino acids. The transcript is spliced from 13 exons.
CGUCGGUCGUACAGUGGGUACGCUGUGUCGCCUGGGUGGACAGUAUAGUUACUUCAACAUUAAAUGGACUAAAAUGCCGCGGAUCCGUGUAAAUAAAGACGUCGCUUCAGAGCAGUUAUUUAAUGCUUCUUAACUCGACGCGGGUCACCUCUGGAGCAGGUGGCGGAAGGCCUAUAGUCGGUGUUUAUCAGCAAUAUUUCAGGGAGAGGAGCGACGUCCUCCUUGCUGCAGGGAAGUUUGUCACUUUGGCGGCGGUCGAAGAAACGAUGAACUGAGCUCCUUUUCCACUUCUCCACAUCACACGUCUCUGCAGCGCCCGCUCUUCAUUCGCCUCCCGUUGGGGGAAAAAAAACAAAAACAAAACGAGCCGACCUCGUUGUCUCACCGCACCUGGUCAGAGAAAUGUGCGUGCGCACGUGUCCUCGGAUGCAUGACUGUGUCUGAGCGUGUUUGGACUGCACUUCCUCUCUCACCUUCCGAGAGGCGCUUCACCACUUGAUCGACUGCGACGUUUGUCUCCACAACUGCAAAGCAUCAUGGGUAGGAAAAAGAUUCAGAUCCAACGGAUCACCGACGAAAGGAACAAGCAGGUCACAUUUACGAAGCGAAAGUUCGGCUUGAUGAAGAAAGCAUACGAGCUGAGCGUGUUGUGCGACUGCGAGAUUGCCCUGAUCAUCUUCAACCAUGCAAACAAGCUGUUCCAGUACGCCAGCACCGACAUGGACAAGGUCCUGCUCAAAUACACCGAGUACAACGAGCCGCACGAGAGCCGGACCAACGCCGACAUCAUCGAGACUUUGAGAAAGAAAGGUUUCAACGGUUGUGACAGUCCUGAGCCGGACGGUGAAGACUCUAUUGACCAAAGUCCCCUUAAUGAUGACAAGUAUCGCAAGACCACAGAGGACCUGGACGUUCUCUUCAAACGCUACGGACAGUCGGCAGCUCCGCCCCAGACCUUCUCCAUGCCGGUCACCGUCCAGGCGUCCAAUCAAAGCACACUGCAGUUCAGUAAUCCCGGCAAUGCACUGGUAACUACCUCCUACGUGACUUCGUCGUCGCUCACCGAUACCCACCUCCUGUCGCCGCAGCAACCGGCUCUUCAGAGAAACACAGUGUCUCCCGGGUUGCCACAGCGACCAGCGAGUGCAGGCGCUCUUCUUGGUGGCGACCUUAAUAAUUCAAAUGGAGGAUGUCCAAGUCCAGUUCCUAAUGGAUACACCAGUGCCAGGGCCUCCCCAGGCCUUCUGACUGUUUCCAACGGCAACAGCCUGGGGAAAGUAGUCCCGGCAAAGUCUCCACCCCCACCUCCCAGCCCCCAGAUGGUCAACAGCCGCAAGCCAGACCUCCGAGUCAUCACCUCGCAUGGCGGAAAGAACCUCAUGCAGAUGACAGAGGAUGAGCUGGAGUUGGUAAACGAGAACGCGCAGCGGCUCGCCGCCGGGGCCCAGGUGGCGCAGACCCUCACCACGCCGGUGGUCUCUGUGGCCACGCCGAGCCUCCUGGCGCAGGGGCUGCCCUUCUCCGCCAUGCCCACAGCGUACAACACAGAGUACCAGCUGACCAGUGCAGACAUCACCGCUUUGCACGCUUUGGCAUCACCUGGCGGCUUGCUGCCCACCACCGUGUCCACGUGGCAGCAGCAGCAGCAGCAGACCGUCUCCCAGCAACCGCAGCAGCAGCAGCAGCCACCGCAACAGCAAACACAGCAACAACAACAGCAGCAGCAGCAGCAGCAACUUAACCUUGCGUCUCUCAGCAACCUGGUCAUGUGGGGCGUGGACAAACAGAGCAGCGAGCUGUCUAGCCAGGUGUCCAGUCUGGCUGCCAACCUGAGUGUUGGCUCUCCGUCCAACCUGCUCUUGGGUAGAGAUGAGUGGUUGGGCCGGCCGGUGACCCACAUACCUCAGGGCGCCAUGCUGACCGUCAACACCAACUCCAGCGUGAGCAUCAAGUCGGAGCCGGUGUCGCCCGGCCGGGAUCGCAGCACCCCGUGCCCGCCGCCCUCCUCCACGCCGUCCUCCACCCCGGGGGCCGCCGUCCUGACCGCCCCGCCGCAGUACCCCGGCUCGCUGCUGUGCCUGGAGCCGCCCACCGGCCGCUCGCCCGCCGACAGCGUGAGCAGCAACGCCAGCUCCUUCGAGGGCAGCGACCGCGACGACGCCGGCGCGGCCGGGGGCGGAGGGGGCGGCGGCGGCGGGGGAGGCGGCGGCGGCACCUCCGCCUCCACGGGAGCCGCCGCCCGGUCGGUGCCGCCCGACUUCAGCCCGUCGACGGAGCUGCUGAGGGCGUCGAACGAGCCGGAGCAGGAAGGCGGAAACAUCAAGCGCAUGAGAUUGGAUGCUUGGGUCACAUAGAGGGAGCGCUGCCGCCGCCGCCGCCGCCGCCGCCACCGCCAACUCCUCUCUGCACCCACAGUGAAGCUUUGGUGACUCCUAAACGUCCACAAAACACACACACACACACUCACACACUCUCACACUCAUUCAUAGCCCCGCCCCCACCGCCAUGUGACACUAUCACCUCCACAUUUAGACGUCUCAGCUGCAUCACUCAGACUUACGAGGCCAAAAACACACAAAAACAUACAAAAAAAAAAAGUAGAAAGAGGAGCGUGGUGGUCCCGAUGGACCCUCCAGUAGAGGGACGGUAGAUUUUUUUAAGCCUUCUUGCUUGAACGGACUCCCAUAUAGUCAUUGUUUUUUGCAGAGCGGAGGCGCUCCGCCGCACAGACAUGUAUCUCUCACACGGUUUCCUCCUCACCUUCCUGUAUUUACAUCCGCCCCCCCCAACCUCCACGCCGCCGCGGCUCGCUGAAUAACUGCGGGACUUCGGCCGCGCGGCUCGCCAACCCCACCCCCCACCCCCCCGAUCUCCGAGCGUCACAUAACCGGUGUGCUGUCCAUUUCUUCCAUGAGUCACUUCCUAACUGCACUAUUGGAAAGCAGCUGUUAUCCGGACGGGUUCGAGGACUGAAACCCCAGCUUUUUUGUUUUUUUUUUUCUAGACGAUGAAUCGGUGGAUCUUUCCGCUGCCUCGUUGCAAGCAGGCAGGCCCUCCCCCCCCUUCCUCCCCCCCCCCCCUCAGGUGGCACUCGAUGGCUGUGGAGUCGAGCACUUUGCCAGAGUGCCAAUAUAUCGCUUCAAAAAUGAAACACACACAACAAAAAAGGAAAAAAAAAAACAAAAACAAAAAAGCCAAAUGCCUCUGUCUUGCACGCGGUGCAGAGACGUGGACGUCGCUCGCAGAAACGCUGAGGACCUUUCUGGGCUUCGCGGCCGUUCUGUCGGCCGCCACGUUGCUCCUCCCCGUCUCCUCUGGAUCCCGGACGGAAAUCAGAAAUCCAGCCAGCCGCUCGGCUCGUUUGCCGGGAGUCGAUCCAUCUCAACACGUGUCGCGACAGGCGAGUUUCUUCAAGCCCCUUGGAGGCUUUUCUUUGAGUAGAGGAAAGUAUUUGGUCCUUUCAGUCCAAGUGUUCUUUAUCUGUUGGUAUUUUAAAGAAUAAAAAUCUGUUUUGAAGGUCCGUUAGUCGUCCAGAAGUAGGAAUUUGUAUGAAAAUCACUCCUUAUACAGAAGCUUUGAUGUCCUCUUUAGCUCUCUAUAGCUCUCCCUAGCUCUUUGCCGUGUUUCAAAAAGUGAAAGGAAAAAGACUUUUUCUAUAUUUCUACCGCUUCAGUUGGCGACAAAGUAAAAAUGGCUUUUCAGCUUCAACGCCGUGUAAUGUACAUAUGAAUAUAUUUGCAUAGACUUUGCUAGGUAUCCCUAAAAACAAGCAAUGUGUUGAUUCUCAGUGGAUCUGUUUGCAUAUAUGAGUGUGACUUUGAUAAUGUUUGGAGCUGCGGUGCAGGGGCGAGGCCACGGGCGGCAGCGCUGACGGAUCCCACUCCUUUCAGUACAACUAUUUUAUUCUAGUGUUUGAUGGUGUGUGCGUGCACUUUCUGUCCCUCACUCACCGAGGCCUGCCUGGUUGUGGUGUCGUCAUCUUCUUCUGCCACACACUUUUUUGAGAAAAAAAAAAAAAACUGAAAAACUAAACACAAAAAAAAACAAAAACAAACAAACCCACGAUCAAAGAAAGCUCGUACACCGUGACGUGAACUCAUUAUUAGGACACUGCCAUUCACUGAUAGUGUAAUUAUUGAGAGGAAAACUCACUUUUACAGUAGACGCAGGUUAACGCCUUCUUCCCCUCACUGUCGCUUCCCCGGCCUGUCGUGUUUGGUUUUCUUGAACAAAAUCUGUUUUUGUCUGAACCAUUUCAAGUUUGCGUGUGCGUGCGGGUUGUUUGUAGAGUAAAGAUAGAAGAGUUUCUCUGGAUUGUUUUGACCUUUUUUUGAUCCUUGAGGCGACGCUGAAAGCAAACAAGCCUCCGGUCUGGAGCGGCCGUUUGACGAGCCGGUGCUUGGCGUGGCAGCUCACCAAAACGCGGCGCUUUCCCGCCGGAUGACGGCGUCAUAGAUGUUCUCCAUCGAGUCAUGCCCCCCCCUUCCCCUUCCCCCCCUCCCUCAUCGGGCUGUGUGGCGAGCGGCCGUGGCUCCGGGUCACGGCAGGCCUGUUCAGUGAAGAGUUCAACAGUCAGCACUCAGUUCUCCAGCAAACUUUGGCUCGCUUUUAGUUUUCAGAGUGAUGAAAAGCAGGAUUUUGAUUUCAAACUUGUUAAAAAAAAAAAAAGUGUACAAAUAUUUACGUUUAUAACAUCAAAAAAUUUGAUUGUUACUCUUCAUAACCAAGGCAGGUUUGUUUGUAAAGCCCCAUCCGGACUCAAGUGAUUCACAAAGAAUCAUGAAAUCAUAUUAAAAUUAUAGGAGAAAAAACAGACAGGAAAACAAAAAGAGCAUUUAAAAGACUUGCUUGACAAAUUCAGUAGGAAAUAAAAUAUUUCUGCCUGAGGUGAGAAAGCGCUUCAAUGCAGCUCUUUAAAAAUUGAAAUGAGAUUAAUUUCAAAAAGCAAAUUUCAAAAUAAAGUCUUUAAUUUAUUUGAAAUUCUGUGCCAAUAAUGUUUGCCGUCCUGAUUUAAAAGACGUGAGUCUGUUCAGGGAGUUUAUUUCACAGGUGAGGAGCUGAGAGCUGCUGCUCCUCGUUUCCUCUGAUCAGUAACCGCUCCCUCAUUAACGCAGUCACGAGCUUCAGAGUGAAAAUGAGUUUGGAGGUGGUGCAGUGGUUCUCAACGUGUGGGGCAGGCGUCCACUGGGGGGCGCUGAAGAGCUUCUGGAGGGACACGGCAGCUGGAGGACUUCUUAACCUGUAAAUUUUAAGAAGGAUUACGCUGUAUUAUUAAAUAAAAUGCUGAAUAUUUAUAAUCAUAAAUUGAAAGAAUCAUGAGAAGAGCCUCUGAUUCCACCAACUAUUAAUUAUUAUGGUUCAUAAAUAAAAUACAAAGAAAUCCAGAAUUCAUCCAUCAAGUAGGGAGCGGUCAUCCAGACACCCCCAAAGUGUCCAGCCCCUCCCCUCGGAGACCCCCGGACUCGCUCCCCACACAGCCCUUCCCAUCUCUGCUCAUUGGUUUGGUUUCCAUGGCGACUCUCUUUGUGUUUGUGGGCGCUGACGUCGGACUGAAACGUGACACCGCACCGAGGGGCUUCCUGCCCCGCGUGUACAAAAUAAAAGUUCUCUGUAGUCACAAGACAAUCUAUACGAGAAACGAAAACCUGCACCCCUGUUACUCGUCGUGUACAAUGUUUUUUAGAAUCUCACUAUUUUUGGAUUAAUUUGUGCUGGUGACAGUUCCAUUGUCUUAUUAUUAUGAUGAUAUUAUUAUGGAGCUUUUAUUUCAUUGAUAUUUUGUGUAGGAUAGCCAACUGUUUUUAUUUUCUCUCUCUCUCUCUAUUCUUUUCCUUAUCAUAAACAUAUAGUACUGGUUUCCUUUUUUGAAACAACUUGCUGAAAAUUGCACGAUCAGUUAUUGUGGUAUUAGCAAAAAUGCAAUGAAGGAAAUACCAGUUAAAUGCUGCAGUUUUAAUUAAGAUAUAGAAUAUAUUUAUAAAAAAAAAAAAUGGGAAACAACUGAAAUUAGUAAUUCAUAAAGAAAAAAAAAUUUGAAAAGUGUAAAUGCAUGGGAUACAGGU